UUUGAUUUUUCCUUAGAGCCUGAUGACUAGAACAACAGCUUGCUAUUUCGGAUGGAAAGUAAGAACCUCUUCCUGAGCUUAUUACUCUGCUACAGUUUGCUCAGAGCUGCCCAUUCCCACCUGGUCAUUGAAGAGAAGGCAGAAUGCAACCUGUCAAAGAACAACAAAAUGAAUCUCCCAGAUCUCUCGUCCAUCUCCAUAGUAGAUCUAACUAAAAGAUCUCAGAAAGUCAGCAGAAAAGAGGCAGAAAACAAGAAAUCAUCCAAGAAAAAUGCUGAACCGAAGACAUCUCCAAAACCAAGGCCCACACCUGCAGCUGACUGCGUGCCAAAUUUCAAAACCUGCAAGCCACACUUGAAUUCAUGUUGUAACUACUGUGCUCUGUGCAAAUGCCGAAUUUUUCAGACCAUCUGCCAGUGUCUGCUGUUAAACCCCAAGUGCUAAGGCAAACCAGGAACACAUUCAGGCUCUGUCUUUCAUUAGCUUCUCAAGUGUAUAUUUCAAACUGUCUCAUGUGUUGCAAUCAAUUAGAGCUUUGAAGCUGGUAGAUUGGAUUUACCUCUCCUAAAACUAAAUGGAUAAUAGUUUGGUUCUUUCUUUUCACGGGGUGACGUUAUCAUAAACAGGAUAUUUUUUUAAGGGAGUGCUCAGCCAGAGAGAUGGACACUGAACAAGUAUUUUCAGCAGAGCUGACCCGCAUUUAAAGAAGAAAGUCUUUUUUUUUUGUUUCUUUUCCUGAAGGGUAACACCAUCAGACUGUAAUAUCGUCCAAUCAGAACUUGCAAGACCUACACUAAUAACAGACAAAUGACCACAAUCAAAUGGUCUUGGUUAAUCCAGUGAUGAACCAAGGCUUAGAGUUGCCCACAGGACGUCACUGCUCAAGCUCC
This is a messenger RNA of Nothoprocta perdicaria, 890 nucleotides long. It is a transcript of the gene ASIP, whose product is annotated as agouti signaling protein. Bases 52 to 444 code for a protein of 130 amino acids. The transcript has 4 exons. The record is from RefSeq and is a predicted model, not a curated record. Gene Ontology annotation, cellular component: extracellular region. Gene Ontology annotation, biological process: hormone-mediated signaling pathway; melanosome organization; positive regulation of melanin biosynthetic process. NCBI's taxonomy places the organism in Eukaryota, Metazoa, Chordata, Aves, Tinamiformes, Tinamidae. Gene Ontology annotation, molecular function: neuropeptide hormone activity; melanocortin receptor binding.